Parnassius apollo (apollo) is the source of this 4710-nucleotide messenger RNA. The record is from the annotation of a GenBank genome assembly. NCBI's taxonomy places the organism in Eukaryota, Metazoa, Arthropoda, Insecta, Lepidoptera, Papilionidae.
AUGAGUCAGAUAGUGACGCGCCAGGGGCCGGUCGGCGAGGAUAAAGAUAAGCGCCAGACCGAUAGCCCCGUGAAGGAAAUGAAGAAAAAAAUUGCAGCGAAUGCCGAGAAGGAGAAGCAGGCAGCGGAAAAAAAUGCAGCAGAUAAACAGGCAGAAAAGGUCGCGGAGAAGAAUGCAGACAAGAAAGAAAAAAAUGCGGAGAAACACAUAGAAAAGUCUGCAGAUAAAAAAGAAAAAGCCGCUGAGAAAAAUUCAGAAAAGGCUUCAGACAAAAAAGAGAAAGCUACAGAGAAAAACACAGAAAAGCCUGCAGAAAAGAAAGACAAAAGUAGGGAGAAAAGUAUUGAAAAUACACCAGGGAAGAAGGAUAAACUUGCAGAGAGCUCGGACAAAAAAGAUGAGAAGGAAGCUGCUCCGAAGUCUAAGGAUGACAGCAGCAGUGCAGAGAAGAAUGGAAAGGCGGAUAAAGAUGACGAGAAAACGCGGAAGCCCGACACGGCAAAACUGAACGGCGACGCGAGCCAGCAGCAGAAUGGAAUGGAAGAAGUCACCAACGGCACGGUGAGUGAGUCCGAUGAAGACGAGCUGAUCAUCGUCGAACAAGAGAACGACGAAAUAUUCCCCGAGCUCACGUACGAUGAUAAUUCGGACGUCGACGGCUUCGAACACGAAGCCCCGAGCAGAAGUUUCACUCGGAGGUCGCAGGUGAAGGUGACACGCACUCCAGAGACACCCAGACCUGCCUCCGACAAACAAGCUGAUAAACAAGCCGACAAGGAAACAGACGAUUCGAAGGAGCCAAAGCUGCUCAAAUUGAAAGAGGACCUACAAGUAACUGAUCGCAAGCUACGUUCCUCGGACUCGCCCAAACCAUCAGACAAGAAGCCACAGGAGAAGGAGUCGCCCAAAAAGCAACAAGACAGUCAAAAGAAGAGUGAUACAGUUCAUGAAUCACCAAAGAAGAAAGUAGAUGAAGAAAAGAAGGAUAAAGAAGAUGACAAACAGGAAAAGGUGAUUGUUGAGAAGUCUGAGAGAGUUGAAAUAGAAGUUACAGUUGAAGGAGACAAUAGCGAAGAGCGCGUCCGGCGCCGCGACACCAAGUACUCGCGCUCUCGCGUGCGCGUGUCGCCGUACCGACGCGUGCGGCGAGCAGACGCCAGCCCCGACGCCGCGGAGGCCGCGGACACCACCGCCAGCUCGCUGCUCGCCAACUACACCGGCAACAACACGACGAUGGAGAUGGACAUCACGGAGUGUUCUGUGGGCGGGGAGGAGGCGGGAUCGCUGGAGGACAGCUACCUGAGCGGGCUACGCAGCAUCCGCGCGCGGCGCUCCUACAAGCCGCUGCCCAGCGUCUCGCUGCGCAGCUUCCACGCUGCGCCUGCGUCACAAGUUCAGCGCUCAGCCGGAAGCGAGAGUAUGCCGUCGCGGCCCACGGGCACGGUGGUGGGGCGCAAGCGGCGGCCGGACGGCGCGGAGAGCGCGGGGGCUGCGGACGCGGGAGGCGAGGAGCCCGAGGCGCCCAAGCGCGCGCGCCUGCUGCAGCGCCUGGCGCACCCCUUCCGCACGCACGCGCACUCCACGCCGCGGCGCGCCGCAGAGAUCGUCGGCAUCAACUCCGAUCUGCCGCUCACGGUUCCCGUGGUGGCCGCAGAGCCCUUCGACCCGGAGACCAUUAAGUCGACUCCCGCGCCUACACUCGUUUCCACUCCCACACCCACUCCCACGCUUGUGCCAGAGAGGGACAACAAGCGGUGUGUGGUUAUUGUUGCAAUGACAAAGAUGCGACGGUCAACAGUUUGCCUGUUUCUGGCUCUCCAGCUUGUCCACGCUGAGUACCUGUUGCCCGGAGACAUCGUCCCGAGGCACUAUGAUUUACGUUUCGCGUUCGACGUCGAUCCGAAAACCAACUACAGCUUCUUCGGCGUUGCUGAUAUCCUGUUUAACAUCAAGAAAACCACAUCAAAGAUUGUCCUCCACGCUCAAGACUUCACGGUGGCAGAAGAUACGGUGACCUUUUUGGGCCAGAAUGAUUUACCCGAGAUCGUAGGGGUAAAGAUGAACGACACCUACAACUUCCUCACUAUAACUUUGGAUAAAGAGCUGGUGGAGAAUGAAAAUUAUAUGCUGAGAAUUCCUUUCUUCGGUAAUCUCAAGACAGGACUCGAUGGAGUGUACAUUAGUACAUAUGUCAAUAAGAAUAGCAAAGCUAAAGAGUACCUCAUAGCGACUCAGUUCGAGGCUACAUCCGCGCGCAAGGGCUUCCCCUGCUUCGACGAGCCGAUUUAUAAGGCAACAUUCCGUCUCAACAUUGGUCACCACAAGGAUUACACCGCAGUUUCCAACAUGCCCCUGUACAACAGCUCUAACAACAAUGUUCUCGAAAAUGUCUGGCCUUGGGAUCUGAUCGGAAAGAAGUUCAAGAACGACCAGUCGCAGUUCGUGUGGGACCAGUUCGAGAGUUCGGUGCCGAUGUCGACUUACCUGGUCGCCUUCGUGGUGUCCAAGUUCUCGUACGUGGAGAGUCCGCCGGAGCUCUCGCACACUAAAUUCAGGAUCUGGGCCCGGAGUGACGCCAUCAACCAGACUUCCUACGCGGCGAUUAUUGGACCGAAAGUGUUAUCCCAUUUCGAGCAGUGGUUCAACGUAUCGUUCCCACUGCCGAAGCAGGACAUGAUCGCCAUCCCGGACUUCAGCGCAGGCGCCAUGGAGAACUGGGGCCUCAUCACUUACAGGGAGACCGCUCUCCUGUACGAUAAGGAACAGUCCUCUUUCCUUAACAAAGAGAGAGUGGCCGAGGUGAUAGCCCACGAGCUGGCCCACCAGUGGUUCGGCAACCUGGUGACGAUGAAGUGGUGGUCGGAUCUGUGGCUGAACGAGGGUUUCGCGACGUUCGCGGCUUCGGUGGGCGUAGCGGCAGCCGAGCCCACCUGGCGCGCCGACCGCAGCUACGCAGUCGACAGUAUCCUUAGCGUGUUGAGCCUCGACGCCCUCGAGUCUUCGCAUCCGGUUUCAGUACCAAUAGAUGAUCCGAAGCGCAUAUCGGAGAUAUUCGACGAGAUCUCGUACCGGAAGGGUUCCACAAUCAUACGCAUGAUGACCAUGUUCCUCGGGGAGGAUGUCUUCAGGAAGGCGAUUAAUAAUUACUUAGUGAAAUAUUCAUAUUCGAACGCGGAACAAGACGACCUGUGGGCGGAGCUGACAGCUGUCAGCCAAAAAUAUGGCGUCUUGACCAGAAACGUCACCGUAAAGGAGAUCAUGGACACCUGGACCAAACAGACCGGAUAUCCGCUGCUUACCGUGACCAGGGAAUACGGGGACACGUCCUUGACUAUUUCACAGAACCGCUACUUGGCGUUGGGCGCCAGGAGCAGCGACAGCGCGUCGUGGUGGGUGCCGCUGAGCGUGGUGUGCGAGGGCGAGGCGGCGGGGCAGCACGCGCCGCAGUGGCUGGCGGCGGGCGAGGGCGUGCGCGCGCUGCACCGCUACGAGCACGCCGCCGGCCCGCACCAGUGGGUGCUCUUCAAUGCAGACAUGAUCGCGCCGUACCGCGUAAACUACGACGAGCGCAACUGGGAGCUGCUGGUGAACUCCCUGGUGGAAGGGAAGGGAGCCGGGGAGGGGGAGGGGCAGGUGCCGGUGCUGGGCCGCGUGCAGCUGCUUACUGAUGCCUUCGAGCUCGCCUGGAGCGGCCUGCUGGACUACACCACCGCGCUAAGAUUAGCGAGCUACCUCCAACACGAAACUGACUAUCUUCCCCUCUCAACUGGUCUUCGAGCCUUGUCCAAGAUCGAGAACGUGUUAAUCCGUUCCCCUGAUUACGGUGCCUUCCAAAAGUUCGUGAGGAAGCUUAUCGGAGGAACUUACACCCGGGUUGGGGGACUCGCCACCGGGAAGAUUAUCUAUGGAGACGACUUGGACAGCGUCAAGAUGCAGGCGACGACUAGUUCGUGGGCGUGCCGUAUGAAGGUGCCGGGCUGUGAAGAGAAAGCCAUCGAACUGUUCGACAACUGGAUGAACACACCCAACCCUGAUGAGAACAACCCCAUCCCACUGGAUCUGCGGCGCACGGUGUACUGCGUGGCACUGUCUCGCGGCUCGGUGCGGCACUGGCGGUUCGCGCUCGAGCGGCGGCGCAACGCCAACGUGGCAGCCGCGCGGGACCAGCUGCUGUACGCGCUCUCCUGCACGCGCGACCUGUGGCUGCUGGCGCAGUACUUAGAGUGGGCGAUCACCGACGGGUCUGAAGUUCGCAGGCAGGAUGCUGCGGCCGUCAUCACCAGCGUCACUCGCUCUACGGUGGGCUACUACGUUGCGCGCGACUUCAUAUACGACCGCAUCGCAGACAUCCAUAAGGCAUUCAACCAUGGUAGGCGCGUAGGAUACAUAAUCAAAACAUUGCUGGACCAGUUCACUACGCAGAAGGAACUCAAUGAGUUCUUGUCAUGGCGAGAAACAAACGCUAAAUAUUUAGAAGAAGCGCACCUCGCUGUAGACCAGGCGAUAGAACGAGCGCGGGUCAACAUAGACUGGCUAACACGUAACCGUCGCCAUGUUGUUGACCGCCUUCGCGAGUUCUCCUCUUACCGACAUGCAGCUGUUAUGGACUCAUGGGAAGGACAAACAUUCUUCAUGCAAUCUAUAUUGGCUAUACACAAUAUAUCCAGUAAUAAGUUACAACCUUAUAAAUAUGAAAUUGGAGAAAGAUGA